Messenger RNA from Naegleria fowleri, 5124 nucleotides. RefSeq lists its product as uncharacterized. Gene Ontology annotation, molecular function: protein binding. The coding region runs from base 1 to 5124 and encodes 1707 amino acids. NCBI's taxonomy places the organism in Eukaryota, Heterolobosea, Eutetramitea, Acrasida, Naegleriidae. The transcript is spliced from 4 exons. The record is from RefSeq and is a predicted model, not a curated record. Gene Ontology annotation, biological process: protein targeting to vacuole; endosomal vesicle fusion. Gene Ontology annotation, cellular component: late endosome; HOPS complex.
AUGAACGUUCGAAAUUUGUCGGAGGAAUUUGGCGACGAUGAGGAACUAAGCCUUAGUGAUGAUGUUGAGGGAUUGAUGGAGGAUGACGAAGCCUUCAUCGGGGAGGAUACAGCUGCCCGUAGAAGUAGUAGUAGUAUUGAGAUGAUCCAUAUGGGCAAGAACAAUGUUGGGCUGACUUCCUCAACAUCGGAAUCGAUCAAUAACACCAAGAGGAUCCUCACUUCUGCAUCAUCAUCAACAACAACAGAAACAACAUCAGGCCUUACUCAUAAGAACCUACAGAAUCAUCAUGAUGGGCAUCUUUCAAACUCGCUUCAAAUUGAAGAUUUGGAAAGAGAAAUAGCCAUGAUGAAAGUUAACGAGAAGGACGAAAUGAAGAUCAAUCAGAGUUUAAUGAAAAUUCUCAAUGAGCCAAUUUUAACCGAUGAUACCGAUCUAGGAAAGGACCUCGAACAAUUUUUAGAGGAAAUUGCUCAAUCCUCUGCCCUAAAGGACGAGGUCACGACGGAGGUAUUGGCACAGUCUUCAAAUGAUGACGUCGAGUAUCUAGAUACGCACCAUCACCCUUCAUCUUCCACAGAAAAAGAUCCCACAAAAAGUAUAUUAAAAAGCGAGAAAAUGAAAAAGAUUGGCAACGAAAUCAAAAAACCAUCCGUGACGUCUAAAGUGGGAAAAACAAUUUUAUUAAGACUCUCCCGAAAGUAUGCUGCUUUUGGAACUGACCGAGGAAUCAUUUUAAUAUUCAAUACGUUUUCUGAUGACCAAGAAUUGCGUUGCAUUCUCGGAAAUACAACGAAUGAGGAUAGCAAUGCUUCCACAGGAAAGGUUACUUCCAUGUGCUUUUCAUUUAAUGAAGAUUGGCUCGUAGCAGGCUAUGAGAAAGGUGCUGUCAUUGUUUGGGAUGUUUCUAAGGCUAGUAUCAUUAAGAGGAUCGAUGAUGGAUUUACCUCACCCGUAGUUUGUGUGGCAUUUGUGACAGACAUGUACUCGAUUGUGGCCUCUGAGAUGCAUUCAAGUACAUUCAAAUGCUUUGCGUUAUCUAAGGUGCUCUUUAGAUAUAGUUAUAGCCUAAUGUUUCAAUGUUCUGUUGGCGACGAUGCAAUCAUUACCAUGUCAUCCUUAUCAUUGGGUUCAAGCAAGUGUUGUCUGGCUGUUGCUACACGGAGCGGUGGUUUACAUUUCUAUUACAUUGACAAAAAUUUAGCUCCAACCAGCGAUUCAGUAACCAGAGGGAAAGGACAUUUCGGUACUAGAGGUCACUUGCCUUAUAUUGCAUGGGCUAACACUUCAAAAGCAAAAAUUAUUGGAUUUGCGUAUGGAAAAGAUGUUACGGUAAUUGAAAUUGACAGAAAUGCUGGAUCUUCCAUGAAAGAAGAGUUAUUUAGCACCCAACUCGAGCAUGACAUAUGUGGGCUUGGAUGGCUUGACGACAAAUGUCUAAUGGUCCUAACCACUGAAAAAAAAGUUCACUUAUUUGACAUUAGAAUUGAUGAAUCUGCCAUGGUAGAAAGUGAAGAUAUCGGCUUCAUGAAUAUUAUGGGCAACAGCAGCAACGUAUCAGGCUCUAAGCAUUUCAUGACAGACAUUAACCCAUUGGGAUUUGUCAUGUUAGGAGAGCAUGAACUUGUUCGCAUUACCGUUAAACCUUGGAAUGAACGAAUAUCACAACUCUCUACUGCGGGUUUAUGGAAAGAAGCACUUGAGGUUGCACAUGAUUUCUAUUCAGGAAAGGCAAAGUGCGUGAUUGGACUCAAUCCAGAGUCAGCUCACGAUACUUUGACCAGUAAAAUCAUCGAGUUAGUGAAUGAGUACCUCACACUUAGUUUGAUGAAUGAUGGAACAAACUAUGAAGAUUACAUUUAUCGGCAUGUUGGAAGUACCUGCAUUGAGAGUUGUGUUCGAGUUGCCAAGUUUGACAUGCUCUUUAACACGAUUUUUAGCAUGUUUUCAAAAUGUGACAAAACGCAAAUCUUUUUGGAGCUAAUAGAGCCCUACAUCAUUGGGGGAGCUUUGAAAUCCAUUCCAUGGCAUGUUUUUGAAUGCUACAUUAGGUGGUAUGGUCCGCAGGAUAGAGAACGUCUGGAUUCAAUAAUUAUGAAAUUGGACUUGCUAGAUUAUGGGCAAUACGAGACUCUGAUUCAGUACUGCCAACAGUACAACCUGCUAAAAUCAUUUGUUUAUAUCACAACCAUCUACAAACGAGAAUAUAUUGAACCUCUAGAAACUUUAGUUCAUACACACGGUGAAGGCAAAGAAAAACAAGUUGCAGAAGUAAUACUUCAUUUCCUAGAGCAGUACCUAAUUGGUAAUAUUCCUGACGCAGUCCCUGUCAUCACAGAUGUCAAAAAAGAUGUUGUAGAUUUUAUAUUUGAUGAAGAGGAUGACAACGUUGGAUGUGUUUUCCAUGCAUUAGCAAAGCACUACCCUGACAAAUUUUUCGAGGUUCUAGAAAUAGCAAUGAACGACGACUCGAACACUAACCCAUGGGACGAAGAUUUUAAUCAGGAAAAUUUAGUAGAGUUUAUAUUAAGGCUCCAAAAACCAAAUCAAUUUAUGAAACAUCCUUCGUUUUACGACGGAAGGAUUGCCUUCUUUUCAUUCUAUUCAAAGUUACUGGCGAAAGGAAUUUUAAAAGCAGAUGAUUACAACAUUUUGCUUGUAAUUUUUACUUAUCUUGCUGAGGACAGCUUAAAAAGGCUUAAAAAUACCUCAGAUGAAACAGAACGACAACGAAUUAAAACGCUUAGAAAAUAUCGAGAGGAAAGGUUUAUUGAAAUUUUGGAGAAACGACAAACAUAUUACGACAAGACAAAAUUUAUGGAUCUUGCAAAAAGAUUUGAUUUGUUCACGCUGGCUAAAUUUUUCAUGACAACCACUCAAAAAUAUCAGUGGUAUCUUGAGGUGAUUUUGAAAAAGAUUUUCGAUGUGAAUUGGACAGAAAUUCCAGAGAUUGCAGAAGAAUUGGUGGUAGACUUUUCCUUCUCCAAUGUAUGUCAUCAGUAUUCGUUUGCCAUUCUCCAAAAGGCUGUUGAGGAAGAACAAAACAAGGAGCGACAAAAGGUUUAUCGCUUCUUCUUUUAUUGUUAUAUCACUUCUCUCAUGUUGGAUCCAUUAACAGAAAGUGGUACUCUAAGCAUGAAUGAGAUUGGAAAGAGAGGCAUACCAGUAGAUGAAUUAACAUACACCUAUCUGGAAAUGUUGUGCGAGUUUGAAGACAACAAGAGAGUCAAAGAAUUCCUUCAACAGCAAGGCACUGCACUCGAUCUUGAAAGAUGUAUGAAAAUUUGUAAAGACAUACCCGAAGCAAAAUCAUUCUUACUUGAAAGAACCGGUGAGGUCAGACAUGCCCUAAAUGAAAUACUUCGAGAGUUAGAAAAUACAAUGAAUAUGCUCAAGUUGAAAUUAAUUGAUGAGGUAAAAAGAAAGGGAAACUCUGCAUUUGAAAAGCAUUUCGAUUCAAUUUCCAAAGAUUUUAAUCUCAUUACCGACGAUCCGCCAGUAUUUACUCCAAACGAGCCCAUUGAGGAUCAAAAGCAAAUACUUGCAAAAAAACCAAAGAAACGUCUACCCAAAGUCACCAAAUCUCAAGGAUACAAAGAAAAUGCGGAACUUUGUGAUGUUUUGGUGUGUGAAGAAUCAAAGAAUUUGGUAAAGGAAUUGAAAACAGCAAUUAAUUUAUGCAGCGAGAACAGCGAAAGGAAAACACUUGAUGAUUCUGAAGUACGACAACUGUGGUUCAAACUAUUGAAUACAUUUAGGUUGCUCCAGAGGCAGUUACGUUAUGGUUUCCUUGAGGGAAAGCCACUCAAAGUUGCAAAAGAGGAAACCGAUUCUUCAAGAAAAUCAGAUCAUUUCGAUGAGUUUGAUUUCAGCGGUGAAGGAACAGAAAUGGACGAAUUCGAUAUUAUUAAGGAAGAAAUUGUAGAUACAAAUACAGAAAUAUCAAAAAUUGAAAAGGAUCUCAAUGGUGAACGAGAACUCCAGGAUCCAGACGAGGAAAAAAUAGAAAAGUUGCAGGCAAAACUUAAAAAGAAGAAGGAUCACGUUCAUAACCUCCAAAUACAAUUAAAGGAGCUUGAGGAAAAAGAGAAAUUAGAAAGAAUGCUCGAGGAAGAGCGAAACAAUGAUCCGCGAGCUCCUCAUAACAUCCAAAAACUAGCAAAUUUAUGGCUUCAAAGAUGUAACGCCAUGUAUAUCAGACUCAUUCUCAAUGACAUGAUGCGUUAUGUAGAUAUUCCUUCAAUUUUAAAUGAAAUUGUCAAUGAGCAUGGAAAUGAUGUCUUUUGUGACGUGAAAGUCACCAUCAUGAGAUUGUUGGAUUGUUACAGCUAUGAAAGUGGUCUCCUAACACAAUCCAAUGAAUUAAUAUCCAGUGAUCUAUAUAACAUUAGUUGUCAUUUACAUAGAACUUUGAAUAAGGCCCUAAAGCCUCUCAACAGCACCUGCUUUUUGUGUGGUAAUCCAUUACGAAAAAAGACCACUGAAGAAUUCACCAUGUCUCGAAUUUUCCCUUGUGGACACGCCUUUCAUGUUUCUUGUAUUGGUGUUAAACAAAUUACGUGCGUUGAAUGUGAAAAUAUUGACGAAAAGGAAUUAAAAACACUCCUCAAAACAAGCAAGACAUUCAAGCUUGAAGGUAUGAAAGCCAAAGAGGAUGAAGCAUUAGGAAAAUAUUUUGAUUUUCGUGCGAUUGGACAACAAGUGGACUCAACUCUUAAGAGGUUACUCCCUCUCGAUAUCAUUCAGGAGACUACAAAGAAGAAUAAUGCAGCAGGUCGAAAGAAUGUCGCAGACCUUUUGUUAGAACAAUUAAGUGCAACAUCUUCAUUCUCGGUCAAGCGAUUAACAGGUCUGAAACUAUUAAGUUUAGCUCCACCGAAGAUUAGCAACUCUAGUGCACGAAUAAGAUUGACAACUUCACAGAAAUCAUCGCACGCACUAAUGACGGUGGACGAAAACAACGAAGAUGAAUCCAACACAGAGAAAGCAGCCGAUAACAUUGACAACAACAAUACAUCAGAGGGAGAAGUAAAACCUGCGAGAAAGCUAGGACCCAUUCAAAAGUUCAAGAUUUUAGACUUGGAAGAGAUUAUGAAAGAAAUUGAAGAAAUGUACAAUUAUUAA